AAAUCUUUUACAGGAAAAUCGUGCAGAUGUUGAUGCAAGAUCUGGAACAUUCCAAGCAUUUGAAAUGUUCGGACAGCAUUUAUUACAGAGUGGUCAUUAUGCAAGUAUAGAAGUACAGGAAAAGCUUGAAAAAAUGAAUGAGAGUAGACAAGAAUUAGAGAAGGCUUGGAUUGCUCGUAGAGUCAAACUCGAUCAGUGUUUAGAAUUGCAGUUUUUCUACCGCGAUUGCGAACAAGCCGAAAACUGGAUGGGUAAUAGGGAAGCAUUUUUGAGUUCGGAUGAAACGGAUGUUGAAACACUAAUUAAAAAACAUGAAGAUUUUGACAAAGCUAUUAAUGCGCAAGAGGAAAAGAUUGCUACAUUAGUAUCAAUGGCUGAUCAAUUAAUAUGCUCUGAUCACUAUUCCACAGAUGAUAUCAAUGAUAAAAAACAACAAGUUUUAGACAGAUGGAAACAUUUAAAGCAAGGUUUAAUUGAGAAACGUUCAAAACUCGGAGAAUCUCAAACUCUGCAGCAUUUCAGCAGAGAUGCCGAUGAAAUUGAAAACUGGAUUGCAGAUAAAUUACAAAUGGCAAUUGAUGAAUCUUAUAAAGAUCCAGCAAAUAUUCAGAGUAAACAUCAGAAACAACAAGCUUUCGAAGCUGAAUUAGCUGCCAAUGCCGAAAGAAUACAAUCCGUAUUAGCAGCGGGACAAAAUCUAAUUGAUAAAAAGCAAUGUGCCGAUUCUGAAGAUGCCGUACAAGCAAGAUUAAAAAGUAUAACGGAACAAUGGGUGUAUCUUACCACAAAAACAACCGAGAAGAGUAUAAAAUUAAAAGAAGCAAACAAACAAAGAUCUUUUAAUGCUGCUGUAAAAGAUAUUGACUUUUGGCUGGGAGAGGUUGAAUCUCUAUUGAAAUCUGAAGAAGCCGGAAAGGAUUUGACUUCAGUUCAGAAUUUAAUUAAAAAACAUCAGAUGGUCGAAGCCGACAUAACUACUCAUGAGGAUCACAUUCGCGAUAUGAAUAAUUUAGCACAAAGUUUGGUCGAUUCUGGUCAGUUUGAUGCUCCGUCCAUUCAAGAAAAAUGCAAUAAUAUAAACGAACGCUUUGAAAGAAUUAAAACUCUAGCUGCCUACAGAAGAGCGCAUUUGAAUGAUGCAAAUACUCUACAUCAAUUUUUCCGUGAUAUCGCGGACGAAGAAACCUGGAUUAAAGAGAAGAAAUUAUUAGUGAGUUCUGAUGAUUACGGUCGAGAAUUGAUGGGAGUACAAAAUUUACUCAAGAAACAUUUACGUAUUGAAACAGAAUUGGGAUCCCACGAACCAAUUAUUCAGGCCGUUCAAGAAACAGGACAACAACUGAUGGCCGAAUCAAAAUUGGGAAUACCUGAAAUAGAACAAAGAUUAGAAGCUCUCAUGAAUUCUUGGAGAGAAUUGAAAAAGAUUGCAUCCGAUCGUGGAAAUAAAUUAGAGGAAUCUUUACUCUACCAUCAAUUUUUGGCUAAGGUAGAGGAAGAAGAUGCCUGGAUUUCAGAAAAACAACAUUUAUUAUCUAUAGAAGAUUAUGGAAGUACUAUGGCAGCAGUACAGGGUUUGUUAAAGAAGCAUAUAGCAUUUGAAAGCGAUUUUGCCGUUCAUAAAGAAAGGUGUGCAGGUAUCACUUCUGCUGGGGAACAACUAAUUGCUGCAGGAAAUCAUCAUUCAAAAGUAAUUUCUCAAAGGUUGCAACAACUUCAAGACAGAAUGAAUAAUAUUGAAGAAAGCGCCAUUAUCCGUAAAGGGAAACUGUUGGAUAAUUCCGCUUAUUUACAGUUUAUGUGGAAAGCAGAUGUUGUUGAAAGUUGGAUAGUUAUUUUGAUGGUGGCUGCAUCCAGACUGCUCUAUCACCGUUAUGUCAAAGAUAUAUAUUUUUUUAUAUUAUUAUUUACAGAAAUUUCACCUUUCUUUAAUCAUUUCAGUAAUCAAAGUGGUGUUUCUGAAGAUGCACUGAGGGAAUUCAGUAUGAUGUUCAAACAUUUCGAUAGGAACAGAACCGGCCGACUCAACCAUUUCGAAUUUAAGAGCUGCCUUCGAGCUCUGGGAUACGAUUUACCAAUGGUAGAGGAAGGGCAAUACGAACCCGAAUUCGAAUCGAUUCUAAACGUAGUCGACCCACAUAGAGAUGGGUACGUCUCUCUACAAGAAUACAUGGCAUUUAUGAUAUCGAGAGAAACAGAAAACGUACGUUCCAGCGAAGACGUGCAACAAGCUUUUAAAUCCAUAACUACGGAUCGCCCAUAUAUCACUGCCGAAGAAUUAUAUGCCAAUCUCAGGAAGGAAGCUGCAGAUUAUUGUUUGGCACACAUGAAAGCUUACAUAGAUCCCAAGACGGGUUAUCCAAUUUCUGGUGCUUACGAUUAUACAGAAUUUAUACAAUUAUUAUUUCAAAAUUGUACAGUGAUUUUAAUACAAUCGAGAAGAUUUCUUCUGCCGAACUUCAGCUUCAGUUCAAGCUAAAAAUAUUGGAUUUUAUGAAACGCUUUGGAAAAAUGCCACUCGGAAUUUCUAUCGGCGGAUACUUUUUCGUAAAGAAGACAUU
Molecule: messenger RNA, 2558 nt
Organism: Centruroides sculpturatus (bark scorpion)
Lineage: Eukaryota; Metazoa; Arthropoda; Arachnida; Scorpiones; Buthidae
Product: spectrin alpha chain-like
Exons: 15
Coding region: 65-2476 (803 amino acids)
Biological process (GO): actin cytoskeleton organization
Cellular component (GO): cell projection; plasma membrane; cortical actin cytoskeleton
Molecular function (GO): calcium ion binding; actin filament binding
Source: RefSeq, a predicted model, not a curated record